Molecule: messenger RNA, 696 nt
Organism: Lachancea thermotolerans CBS 6340
Lineage: Eukaryota; Fungi; Ascomycota; Saccharomycetes; Saccharomycetales; Saccharomycetaceae
Gene: SSP120
Product: nucleobindin SSP120
Exons: 1
Coding region: 1-696 (231 amino acids)
Cellular component (GO): endoplasmic reticulum-Golgi intermediate compartment; extracellular exosome
Molecular function (GO): calcium ion binding
Source: RefSeq, a predicted model, not a curated record
AUGAGGCUUUGGUAUAUCUUGAGCGCUCUUGCCUUGCCAGCUUUCGGUGUGCCGCUGAAGAACGAUGGUUCAGAGAUAAAUGAAGAAGUCGAAAGAAAGCCCAAUGAUCUUUCGUGGGAACAAUGGCACAUGCAGCGUGAACACCAAAUGGAAACGUAUGAGCCAGAGACGUUCUUCACUCUACAUGAUAUAGGAAAUAAGGGUUACUUCGAUAGACAGGACAUUUUGACCAUGUAUGGUUUAAACCGUGACGAAGUUGUGGGUAGCGGCGAUGGAAUGGGAAAGCAUGAUAAUUCAGAGCAGAUCGAUCAAGAAACUUCAGACCGAGUAUUUCAAUUGGUAAUGGAAUUGCUUGAUGUUGACGAUGACAGCAAAAUUGAGAAGCAGGAAUAUCUAGAUUUUGCAAAGAGAGGAGGACAGCUUCCUGACCUCGGUGUUGGGGUUGGUCAUCAUUCCGACUUUGAACUUGAAUAUGAACUACAUCACUGGAACAAGUACCAUAUGGACAAGGAUCCUGAUGUGAAGGUAGUUCAUAAAGAAGACGUGGCUCAUGACCUUUUACACCACGAACACAAAAUGGAGCACGAAGAUCAAGUGCAACAGGGCGCUUCAAGAGUGACGGUAGUCACUGACGAUGAACUUGAGGCCAGAAUUAAACUGGAAAACAUUCCUCAAAAGUUCAAGAACGGCUUUUAA